AAGAAAAUAUUGUAAGUGUCAACCUUGAACAAAUUUUUAGGAACUAAAAUUCAUCAACACAAUAUACCUGUGAAAAUCCCAUUAAAGCAAAGUCUUAAUUUCUCAGAAAAGGGUCUGGGCACAGUCUCACUCAUUCCUCACACCAAAAUGGUUUUCAAUUCCAAUUCCUUGAAGCUAUUGAGCCGAGUCAGUUUCCACAAACUCCACUCGCACACAGCAUUUCCAAGGAACUCAAAUCACAACGCCGUCGACGACGUCGCCGCCGCAAUCUGCGACUCCUUCAGAAGACGACGGAGCUGGGACGCCGUCAGCCGCAAGUUUGGCUCCCUCGAGUUAAACGAUUCGUUAGUAGAGCAGGUCCUCUUGGAGCUCAAAGACCCAAACGACGCCAAAACCGCUCUCAGCUUCUUCCACUGGUCCGCCAAAACGCACCGUUUCAACCACGGCGUUCGCUCUUACAGCAUCGCCAUCCACGUUCUAGUCAGAGCCGGUUUAAUCACCGACGCUCGCGCAUUGCUCGAAUCACUCGCGGCCAAGAACCGCGAUCCCGGUGCGGUUCGUGCGGUUACCGACUCGCUGAUCGACGCGGUUGGUUUUGUCUCCGGUUCGCACCGUCCGGUGCUUGACCUCUUGGUCCAGACCUACGCGAAGAUGAGGCUCACGGAGGCUGCGUUCGACGUUUGCUGUAACGUCGAAGCGCGAGGGUUUCGCGUGAGCCUCGCGAGUUUUAAUUCUGUGUUACACGUUCUUCAGAGAUCUGAUAGGGUGUCGUUGGUUUGGGAUGUUUACGAGCACAUGAUUCGUGGAAGGAAUUACCCUAAUGCGGUUACUUUGAAAAUCAUGAUUGAUGCUCUUUGCAAGGAGGGGCUUCUGCAGCGGAACGUGGACGCUUUGGAUCGAAUCAUGGGGGAAAGGAAAAGGAGUUCGCAUUCGCCUUCUGCGAUUGUCAAUUCGAGCUUGAUAUUGAGAAUGGUAGAGAAAGGGCACUUGGUGGAAGAGGAGGGAAAGCGCGAGCGUGUGGCGGUCAUGGUGGUUACAUUGUUGAAGAGGCUGUUACAACAGAAUUUGGUUCCUGAUUCGGUUGGUUACUCUUUGAUUGUUCAUGCCAAGGUUAGGCUGGGGAGUUUGGAUUCUGCAUUGGAGAUGUAUGAGGAAAUGGUGAUGAGUGGUUUUGAGCCUAAUUCUUUUGUCUACACAUCGUUCACAGGAGGGUUUUGCAAGGAGGGACGGAUUGAUGAAGCCAUGGAACUAAUGCGGGGAAUGGAAGGAAGGGGAUUGAAGCCUUACGGUGAGACGUUCGAUCAUGUUAUCAUUGGUUGCGCGGCGGGUUCUGGAAGGUUGGAGGAGUGUUUGGGUGUUUUUGAGGCAAUGUUGGGUGCUGGGUUUAUUCCUAGUUGUUUGUCAUUUGAUAAGAUGGUAGAGAAGCUCUGUGAGAACCGGGAUGUGGAGCAGGCAAAUGCGAAUUUGACAAGGUUGUUAGACAAAGGGUUCUUGCCUGGUGAGACUACUUACUCUCUUUUGAUCAAGGGCUAUGCCGCAAAGGGUGAGGUUCAGGAGGUUCUCAAGCUGUAUUAUGAAAUGGAGUACAAGUCCAUGUGCCCUGGAUUGUCGGUUUUCACCUCGGUAAUUCAGUGUUUGUGCCGUUGUGGAAAGCUUGAAGAUGCAGAAAAGUAUCUAAAGACGAUGAAAAGUCGUUUGCUAACACCAGAUGUGGCUAUAUACGAGACAAUGAUUGCCAGUCAUGAGCAGAAAGGCAACAAUGCCAGGGUUCUUCAGCUUUGCAAUGAAAUGGCUUCUUUGGAGUUGUAAUUUAGGGAGGAUAUCCCUGGCUCAUUAUUAGAAAAUCACUUACUCUGGGCUUAUAGCUUUGAGCAUGAAAGAGGUGAGGGUAGAAAGCCUUUCUAAAGCUAGUGGUUGCUGUUUUCCUGAAAAAGAAUGUAAGUAAUACCAGGCUUGUUAAUAGCGCUAUAGCGGCGCAAUAGCCUAUAGCGUAGCGGCCUGGGGGUUCACUGCUACUCCACUAUUCACCGCUAUUUGCGCUAUUCUCCGCUAUAGUGCCGCAAUAGCGCUCGAAAUAGCGUUUUUAGGGCUUGCUGCUACACUACGCUAUCCGCCAUUAACAACCCUGCACACUCUGUUUUGCGCUUUUUCGAAUAAGUUUAUUUUUUAAAAUAGUCAAUUUAGUUUUGUCUUAAUUGAUUGCUUCCUGAAAACGUAUUGACUUAUUAUGAAAUGAACAAGUUUUAAAGAGUGUGUUCAAGAGUGUGGAAUGGGCUGAUGAGUAUAAAUUACAUCUUGUGCAGAUGCUUUUUCAAUUGUCUCUUGUAUUACUUUCCUAAUUUAAAAUUGUCUUUUGGGGGGGGGGGGGGGGGCGUUGUUUCGUACAUUGGGGAGAAAAUGUAAUGUUUGACUUGACACAGAUAAGGAAGGGAGGUUUUGAGGCUUUCAACAUUAAAAAUGUAGUGUUUGCUCGCAGUAUUUUCCUUGAAAUUUCUUGCCUCCAUCUGAUUUUUGAUGUAACUUGCAGUUCUAUAUUUUUGCUGUGGUUGAGGCCUUAUUAUUAUAGUGUUGUGACAGCCUGCAAUUUUCAUGGGGAUCAGAUCUCUUGAUGGUUGUCUUUAAAAAGCAACCUUUUCUUGUCAUAAACAUAGUAUUUGUCCUGUGUCCUUUUAAUAUGUUAUUGUCAUGCUAUUGUUGAUGCAGAAGUUAGGUUGGGAAAUUUGAGUUCUGCCUAUGAUGAGAGGUUUUUAGCCAAAUUCUUUCAUGUACACAUCAUUUAUAGGAGUAUUUUUCCAUGAGGUACAAAUUGAAGAAGCCGUUGAGUUGAUAUAGGAAAUGGAAGGAUAGGCUUUGAAGGCUUAUGGUGAGACUUUCCAUCAUGUUGUUGGAUGCAUGAAUUCAGGAUGGUUGGAGGAGUGCUUGAGUUUUUUCAAGAAAAUGUAGUGCUGGGUACUUACUUCCCUUUAUUUGCCAUUUCAUAAAGAUGGUGGAGAAGCUGUGCCAGAAUGAACUGUGGAGCAGGCAAAUGUAAUGUUGACAAUGUUAUUAGAUAAAAGGGUUAUUGUCUAGUGACGUGACUUACUCCCAUUUGUUACGUGAUUAUGCCACAAAGGUGAGGUUCAGGAAGUUCUCAAGCUAUAUUAAAAAUUGAUUUCAGGUUUCUGCGCCCCUUGGUUUUCUGUUUUCGCAUGGAUAAUUCAGUGUCUGUGCCAGCUCAAGAAUGCAGAAAUGUGUUAAGGAUCAUGAACGGUCGUUUCUAGCCCCAGAUGUGACUGUGUACAUAUGACAUAUUCAAUACCGGCCACACGUGCAGAAGGGCAACCGUGCCCUUUGGUGCCAGAAAGAGGUGAAGCUGCUCUGGAAGAACUGAAUGCUGCACCAAGAGAAUGUUAGCAACUUGUCGAAAUGGGCUGAUAUGUAUAAAUUAUUACAUCUGAUGCAGGUGCCUUUCAAUUAUUCUUUUCUUUGUAUUAUUUUCCUCAUUUAACUGUUGUUUAUGGGAAACUAGAUUCAAAGAUUGUGGAGAAAAUGUUAAUGUCUGUCUCCAUACAGAUAAAGGAGGGUUUAGAGGUCUGAACAUAUUGAGUUUCCAACAGUAGAAGCUGGCAUAUAAAACAAGCUUUUCAAUUA
Lotus japonicus is the source of this 3630-nucleotide messenger RNA. RefSeq names its product pentatricopeptide repeat-containing protein At1g66345, mitochondrial. NCBI's taxonomy places the organism in Eukaryota, Viridiplantae, Streptophyta, Magnoliopsida, Fabales, Fabaceae. The transcript is spliced from 2 exons. The record is from RefSeq and is a predicted model, not a curated record. Bases 148 to 1809 code for a protein of 553 amino acids. Gene Ontology annotation, molecular function: protein binding.